UUUAAUUAAUUAUUUAUUUGACAAACAUAAACCAAAACUCGAGAGAAGUCUGGAAAUAAACAUUGCAGUUUUCUCAUUUCGAGAGAAAUGGGAACAACCUUGUUCACAAGCUAUAGCUUUUCUUGUAGUUGGAGAUAUUAUCAGCACACAGAAAGGAGGCUGUCAAGUUUUAAAACUAGCGUUGCAUGUUCAAGAGGAAGUGAAUUGGUUGAUGGAGACGGGGAAACUGAGUUAUACAGGACUGGGGAUGUGAAGAGAAGAUCAGUUUUACUCUCCGGCGCUUCUUUGAUUUCUUCUACAAUUCUGGGAUUUCCAGGAGAUGGAUUGGCUGUUGUCAAACAAGGCCCUUUAGCUGGACGGAUACCCGGCUUGUCUGAACCAGAUGAACAAGGUUGGAGGACUUAUCGCAGACCAGAUGAUAAAUCUGGAGGCCAUGGUGUUGGAUGGAGUCCAAUCAUUCCUUACGCAUUUUCAGUGCCACAAGAAUGGGAAGAGGUUCCAGUAUCAAUUGCGGAUUUAGGUGGCACUGAGAUUGACUUGAGAUUUGCCAGUCCGAAGGAAGGGCGCUUGUUUGUCAUCGUGGCACCUGUUCUCAGAUUUGCUGAUAAUCUUGGUGAUGAUGCUACGAUUGAAAAGAUUGGACCUCCAGAGAAAGUGAUUAAUGCAUUUGGACCGGAAGUGAUAGGGGAGAAUGUAGAGGGCAAGGUUUUAAGCACGAAUGUGGCUGAACACUCUGGGCGAACAUACUAUCAAUACGAGUUGGAGCCACCUCACGUACUGAUUACAGCAACAGCUGCUGGAAAUCGCUUAUACAUGUUCAAUGUAACUGGAAGUGGUCUUCAAUGGAAGAGGCACUACAAGGAUUUGAAGAGGAUAGCAGAGUCAUUUCGUGUUGUCUAGUUAAAUCUCUGAAUUCAGAUUGCACAGAGAAUCGGAGAUAGUGUUUAUAUCCUUUCAUGAUGUAAUUUUUAACUAUUACACAAAGGAGAGUGUAUUUGCAGCGCAAAUUAACUUCAAAAUAGAACUUU
Pistacia vera is the source of this 1028-nucleotide messenger RNA. Its product is annotated as psbP domain-containing protein 4, chloroplastic. Gene Ontology annotation, biological process: photosynthesis. Gene Ontology annotation, molecular function: calcium ion binding. NCBI's taxonomy places the organism in Eukaryota, Viridiplantae, Streptophyta, Magnoliopsida, Sapindales, Anacardiaceae. Bases 88 to 900 code for a protein of 270 amino acids. The transcript has 5 exons. The record is from RefSeq and is a predicted model, not a curated record. Gene Ontology annotation, cellular component: extrinsic component of membrane; photosystem II; photosystem II oxygen evolving complex.